AUGGCGUCCAUCGCUGUGGGCGUCGUCCUCAUGAGCGGCAGGAAGGCCAACGUUGAGGUGCCAACAACUGCCUCACUGGAUGAGCUGAAGCAGCAUGCAGAGAGUGCGUUGGGAAUUCGGGGCAGCUUGCUCGACUCCUCAGGCUGUUUGCUCGAGGGCCGCCAAGCAGUAUCCGAAACGGGUCUGCAGACGGGCGAUGUCCUCACCUUGCACAUAAGGCCGAUCUCUGUCGCUGCCACGCACGGGGCCUUUGCAGCCAUUCUCUCCGAUGCAAGUGUGGUGAGCUGGGGCCAUGGAGAACUUGGUGGCGAUUGCCAAAGCAAACAGUCUCGAGAGCAUCCCAGAAACGUGUGGUUCUUAAAGACCACUGAUGUUGCUGUUGCAGCUGUACUGGGCAACGGGAAUGUGCUGACCUGGGGCUAUGCAUUCCACGGCGGCGACAGCAGCAGCGUCCAGGAUCAGCUUCAAAACGUGACACACCUUCAGGCCCGAUGGAUCGAAGAAGGGGUAGGGUUUAGGAGUUACGUAAGGGUUCAGGGUUUAGGGGUUUAA
Molecule: messenger RNA, 552 nt
Organism: Symbiodinium sp. CCMP2592
Lineage: Eukaryota; Dinophyceae; Suessiales; Symbiodiniaceae
Source: the annotation of a GenBank genome assembly